AUGGCUUUAGCUGCUUCUAGAUCUACUAGAGUCAAUUCUAGAAGGUUUGUAAUCAAUAUGGAACAAAAUAAGAAAGCAACAGGGGUUUCGUUGGUUAAUACGGCUGAUGCGGUGGCUGAUGUGUUGAAGUUUAAUCAAUUAAGAACAAGGAAAAAACAACUUAAAUUCGCUAGAUCUCCCAUUCAUGACUGGGGUUUGUAUGCAAUGGAAAUGAUACCAGUGGGUGAAAUGGUAAUCGAAUAUGUUGGAGAGGUAAUUAGACAAGCAGUUGCUGAUCGUAGAGAAAAAGCAUAUGAAAGAAUGGGGAUCGGGUCUAGUUACUUAUUUAGAGUUGAUGAUGAUUUAGUUGUGGAUGCAACUAAGAAAGGUAACCUUGGUCGAUUGAUUAAUCAUUGUUGCGCACCUAAUUGUACGGCCAAAAUUAUUACGAUCAAUGGUGAAAAGAAAAUUGUGAUUUAUGCUAAAGCAACCAUUGAACUUGGUGAUGAAGUCACUUAUGAUUAUCAUUUUCCAAAAGAAGAUGUUAAGAUCCCAUGUUUAUGUGGUUCUUCAAAAUGUAAAGGAACUCUUAAUUGAAAGCGUUCAUUUCACUUUGAAAUGUGUUUUGCUUUGUUUAUGUGGAUCUUUUAGUUGGAUGAUUUCUUAGAGAAAGAGUUUGUAAUUUAUUUAUGUUGAGAAAGUAAUACUUAGUCAAAAUGUAUAUUGUUUAUGUGAAAUCAGAUUAAUUAAAUAG
Molecule: messenger RNA, 733 nt
Organism: Melampsora larici-populina 98AG31
Lineage: Eukaryota; Fungi; Basidiomycota; Pucciniomycetes; Pucciniales; Melampsoraceae
Exons: 5
Coding region: 1-576 (191 amino acids)
Cellular component (GO): Set1C/COMPASS complex
Molecular function (GO): protein binding; histone H3K4 methyltransferase activity
Source: RefSeq, a predicted model, not a curated record